CGAGGACGGGAGGCCUCCCAUCGCGCUUGCGACGUCGAUCCGAGGCUGGGGGAGCCGCUGAGCCGCAGAGAUGGACCCCGAACAGCACCCCGCGGCGUUCGGCGUCGUCCUGGCCCUGGGCUGCGGGAGCUUCCUCCCGCUCGGGGCGCUGGUCGCGGUGGCCUUCUGGCCAGACGUGCGGAGCAGGCAUGGUGCCCCGCGUGAUCUUCGGGGCCGUGCUGGUUUCCAUGAUUACGCGGUGCUCAGGCCUCAGCGCCCCCAGCGUGGAGGUCGAGCCUGCCCAAGAGCCCUUCCUGAUCCGCCUGCGCCGGGAGCUCUACCCCGUGCGGCGGAAGGGCAAAAUCGUCUCUCACAAGGCUUCCUACUCGGGCCUCAUCCACGUCGGUGCGCCCUGGGCGCAGGAGUUCAGGGUGGUGUUCGACACCGGCUCGGGCCACGUGGUCUUGCCGUCCAUCGAGUGCCGGAGCGACGCAUGCCUCAAGCACCGCCGCUACGACGCCCGCGUGUCGGAGACGUCCGAGGCCAUCAUGCUCGACGGGACCGCCGUGCAGCCGCGCCAGAACCGGGACCAGGUCACGAUCGGGUUCGGGACCGGAAAGAUCACUGGCGAGUUUGUGCGCGAGAGGGUGUGCCUCGGCCCAGCGGUCCCCGAGAAGGACGCCAACGGCACGGAGAGGGAGACGGGGCCGUGCGUGGACGCGCAGGUGGUCGCCGCGAUCGAGAUGUCGAACCGGCCCUUCGAGCUGUUCGACUUCGACGGCAUCCUCGGCCUCGGCCUCUCCAGCCUGGCCGUCUCUAAGAACUUCAGUUUUUUCAACAUGCUUGCUGGGAGCCGCCAGUUUGCCCACACGCACUUCGGCGUGUUUCUCACCGACGGCGAUGACGGCGAGGAGAGCGAGAUCGCUUUCGGCGGUCACAACACAGCUCGCCUGAUGGAACCACUGUCAUGGGUCCCGAUGGCCAAGCCGGAGAUGGGCUAUUGGCAGGUCAGCAUCCUGGCGGUCCGCGUCGAUGGCGUCCUGCUGGACAUGUGCGGUGAUGGUUCUUGCCGUGGCAUCCUCGAUUCCGGGACCUCGCACUUAGGCAUCCCCUCGCACCACAACGCGGAGGUGUCCGACCUCCUCACGAGGGCCGCCGACCCCACGGUCGAGGACUGCCGCUACACGGCGGCCCCCGUCGUCCAGAUCGAGCUCCAGGACUUCAACCUCACGCUCUACCCAGAGAACUACAUGCGGAAACUGCCGCUCGAAGAGGACGUCAUGGCUGACGCCAACGUUGGGGUGAGCCCCACCUCCUACAAGGAGAAUUCUGGCAAGGAGGCGCCCGAGACCUGGACCGAGGGCGCCGACGACGCCCCCGCGGGGAACCUCCUGUGCACGCCGAAGCUGCUCCCGGUGACCUGGCCGGAGCCCAUCGGGCCGAACCUGUUUAUCCUGGGCGAGCCCGUCCUGCACCGCUACUACGCCGUGUUCGACUGGGACAACCUGCGGGCGGGCUUCGCCCGCGCGAGGCACGCCAGGCACGCUCGGCAGGAGCUGCCAGGGCAGCCCGAGGCUCACGCAGGGGAGGCCGGAGUCGCGGGGACUCCCGCGGUGGUGGAGUCGCAGGGCGACGAGCUGGUGCUGAUGCAGACUGCCGUAGUCGUCACGAUCGUGCGCCGCCUGUGA
Messenger RNA from Prorocentrum cordatum, 1667 nucleotides. Lineage: Eukaryota; Dinophyceae; Prorocentrales; Prorocentraceae. The record is from the annotation of a GenBank genome assembly.